Sphaeroforma arctica JP610 is the source of this 957-nucleotide messenger RNA. RefSeq lists its product as hypothetical. The record is from RefSeq and is a predicted model, not a curated record. Bases 1 to 957 code for a protein of 318 amino acids. The transcript has a single exon. Lineage: Eukaryota; Ichthyosporea; Ichthyophonida.
AUGAGAGAUAUGGACUCGCCCGGGAUCCGUCACGCUCGCGUAGUGCAGACAGAAAAUGAGACUAUGGAUGCACUUCGAUCAGCGCUGGCUGUGUAUGCCAGGAAUAUAUCGCACGAUGACAUGUUUGGUACUUCCCAUGCCAACGGCCCUUUACAGUCGAAGAGGACAGGUCAAGUGCACCCGAAAAAUGUCGGAAAGGACCAGGUGUCGGGUACCAGCAGUGGGUCGAGCGGGGAUCAUGGGGCCAAAAUUGGCGGGGAAAUCAAAACCAAUGAGAGUAAGGCUACACACGCGCAGGAUCAAGGGAUUCACACACAGGCACAGAGUUGGGGUAUGGCUUCUGAGGAGAGUUGCGUGCAUCCAGGAACACAUGCAAAACGAGAGAGACGUGGAAGUAGGGCUCGAAAAAGUGUCGGAAAUAUAUAUCGGGAUGUGUUACUAUCUCACCAUAUACCCGAUAGUACUAAGUCUAGGUCAAGGUCGCCAUCGUCGCCAGCGGUAUCCAAACGUAACUGGACAAGGGAAGGGGGUGAUAUAGAGGAACAUGCACACACAGACACAAACACAGACGCAUACACAUUUAGAGAUGUCGGUUCGGAUGCUUUGACUGGUACACUUGGGCCGCAGAACAGUAUUACAGAAGCGCGCACGGAUACCGCGGACAGUUCGGUAUCGCGGACGGUGCCGAUCACUGAGGGGAUUGAGUGCGCACACUGCCAAGGGACAGGCAAGAAACCAUCUCCGGCAGACGACCCGUUAUGUGCAUGUACCUGCGGAGAGGCUACACGUAGGGGUGGACCGGAACUAGCAGACAGAGAACCACUCUCUGGGGUGGAGGUGAAAGUACUUAGAAGUGCACAAAGGCAAAUGCUCUCGCUCAUGGCGCUGGAUAGUUUCCCGCGCUUCCUGAAUAGCGGGUUGGGCACGGAAUUUGUCGAAAGGUGUGUAGGAGGUUGA